Molecule: messenger RNA, 1497 nt
Organism: Thrips palmi
Lineage: Eukaryota; Metazoa; Arthropoda; Insecta; Thysanoptera; Thripidae
Product: zinc finger HIT domain-containing protein 2
Exons: 6
Coding region: 250-1347 (365 amino acids)
Source: RefSeq, a predicted model, not a curated record
CCCAUGCACGGUACCCUUCAUAAAACCACACCACGCGUCUGCGAUCAUGAUCUGUGGCAGUUCAAAAUCUCCCGCCAGCUUGUUCAGUUAAUCUGCGAGAGGGCGCUGCUGCUGCUCAAGCUUGAGACUAACCUAAACAACUCCUGUGCAUCCUUCUUAAAGUUUGUAAACAAGGGAAAAGUGCAACUCUGUUGCAGCUUAUUGGCCUUGUGGCUUGAUCUUUAUGCCUUUUAAAAGAAAUCCUUCGAGAUGAGUGCCGAAGCUGAAGCUGUCAAGGCAACGGGCAUCUGUAAUAUCUGCAGCACUAAUGGGGCCUUGUAUGUCUGUCCUCGCUGCAAUAUUCCGUACUGCUCAGUGGCAUGUUAUAGAGACAGCAAGCAUUUGAACUGCUCCGAAUCAUUUUACAAGGACCAGGUUUUUUCUACUCUUUCGUCGCAGUCUAAUGAAGAAAAUGCUGAGGGACGUCGUCAUAUGGAGGAAAUCCUAUCAAGGCUUUAUGCUGCAGAUGCCAAUCCAAUUGAGAAUUUAGAUUCUGAUGAUGAGAAUGAUGAAGAAGAAGGAAGUGAUGAUGAUCUGUCAUCCCGAUUAGCUGGUGUAAGCUUGGAUGAUGCUGACGCAGUGUGGCAACGAUUGUCAAGUUCAGAGCGUGCAGAAUUUGAGAAGCUGUUACAAACGGGUGGAAUUACAGAGCUUCUCCCAGAGUUCAGCCCAUGGUGGGAAAAGAAAGCUAAACUUGUUGAGGAAGUCAAAUCUAAUGAUGACGGCACUUCAGUUUCAGUCCAGCCUGAAAAUCAAUCAAACAGCACUGUUCCUGUUAUUGCAAAGGAUAUUUCCAGUUUCAAGGAUUUGUGUAAAAAGCCUGCUUCACCAUGUCUGCCAUUUAACACCACAAACAUAAUUGGUGCAUAUGUUUAUACAGUCCGAUGUUUCAAUGGAGAACAUCUUGACUGGGCAUCUCAAGCUGCCUACAUUGCAUGGAACCUAAGUGGUUCUUUAAAUACGAAUCAAAACUUUGAUAACAUGAUGGAUGCUAUCACCAGUGUGGCGGUCAACAUGACUGAGAAAGAAAAUUCAAGUGAAGAAGAGUUGUCAACAAUGAAAGCUGAUGCACAGUGCAUUCUUUCAUCACCUUCACACUUGCAAGCAGCAUUAUCUGAUUUGCUUUCAUUAUUUCGAGCAGCAGUAAGGCAUCGUCCUCCAACAGCCAAAGGACCAUUUUCACAACGAUUUCCAGAUGGGGCUGACAGCCAGAUACCACGUGAUAAACUCAAGCUGUUAGUGAAAAAGUUGGAGUUCUAUUUAUCGUGGGUGCUGCAGGAAAAAUUUUUCAUUGCAACCAAAUCCUAGCCGUUGCUACAAAAUAAAAUCCAAGCAUUCUGUUAAAGUGUGCCAAAUCCUUAAUCCCUCUCUAUUAUUAUUGCUGCAAUUACAAUCACAUACAACAAUGCUGGAAAGGCCUGCACUUCUGGAAUUAAUAAAUUAAUGAAUAUACAGGUA